AUGCUCAAUCUCUACACAGAAACCGGCUUUGAGGUAGUGCCUGCGACAUCUGCUUCAACGAUCGAAUUCCAGAUCCCCCGAAGCAAUGGCUCCUUCGAACGGUCACGAAGCCUACCGAAACAACAGUCUCGACGCAAAGAGUUUCCCCAUGACGAACAGACCUUUGCCGCACAGCAUCUAGCCUCCGACAGCUCCAUCUACUGCAGACAAUCCAAGUCUUAUCCAAGGACCUUUCUCUGGACCGUCCUAGAAGACGCAACCGUCUUGCAAAUACAAUGCGCUGAUUUGUCGAGAAGUGAAAAUGACACCAAGGAAGCCUACUUGACUCUUCGUUUCGAAUUCCAAGAUCCUAUCAUCCACCGCGGCGUGACGUUGGCAGAUCUCGAGAAGGGAGACAUUCUACAUGUAUUCGUCUGUACCAACAAGAACGAAAUCUUCAACCUCCAAAUCCCUACAGACGCAUUUCGCGACUCUGCAAACCUCAAGAGUAGGAAUGUGCAAUCCUGGUGUAAGGCGCUAGAUAGUUCAUCCCUCAAGCUGCACACGGCUCAUCGUCUAUACGCCGCAACACCCCUUGAGAUCUUCAUCUCAUUCACCAAUGGAAAGCUUCAGAGAUUAAAGAGGAGGACUGGCGAUGACACCUGGGUUGAAGAUAAUUAUGACGAUCGCUCAUGGGGUGCCUCAUUGCGGGGGAUGGUAUCAUGGCGGGGGCCGCAAGCGAUCGAAUAUGAUUCCGGCCAUCUCGACCUGCGCACUGUUCAAUCCAUGGUAGCUUCCUCGGAUGGUGUUCAUCUUUUCACUGUCUGUCUCAACCAUACCCUGCGAGUGUGGCAUUUACCUUCUGGUACCCUUGUGGCAUCAAAAGAUCUUCUUGACAAGAAGCGAGAUCCCAAUGACCGAACACACCUAAACCCGACUGAGCAUGCACAUUUGCAAGUGUUCAAGCUGCCUCUCCAGAGGUUUCCCGUACUUCUCACAUAUAGCCCACAAGAUGGCGGGCAGUUCAAGUUCUGGGAUGUCAAAGGGAGCUUAACCGACACGAUAACUCUCGAGGAUAAAUAUCCAGGCAUUAAACUCUCUGCGCCAGAUCCGGAUCCCUCAGGCAACACCGUCUGGACCUUGGUUGGAGUCAAACUCAAUCCUGGCAAUGAUGUUCAACCUGGCCGUCUGUGGGUUUUGUGGCGCAAUCACAACUAUCACCAACUCUACAACUGUCAGUUCGAAUACGCUAACAUUGCGUCUUCUUGGAAGUCAAACUGGGUUAAGUGUGCCACAAAAUCAUCACAAAAAAGACUCGCUCCAGAACUGGUCCGAUCGGACGAUCAAGAUGCUGUGUCCCAAUGGCUCGAUUUUCUGCUGGCACCCGGUCACUACUCCGAAACAGUCCUGCGGACGGCAUUAGCGAUUUACGAAGGUGCGACUCACAAAUCUACAAAAGCCUCGCAAACUGAAAUUCAACUGAGGCAACGAAUGUGCACCGUGAUCGCAGCAAAGGUGCCUCUUCGAAAAUACGGCGAAGCUGACUUGGAUUUCGAUCGCUUCAUUGUGGACACAGACACACAAUGGCGUAAUUUCCACCGCAUCGUCGACAUGGUCAACGAUGCUCGAAUUGCGCCGUUGUCACUGGUUUAUGAUUCAUUUAGUGAAAUGAUAUGGAUUCCUAUGUCCGGCAAGCUUUGUGGUGUCAGGGAAUGCAGCAAACUGGAGCUCUUGGAACAAAAUAAUAUCCAGGACGUUGGGGAUCUUGAAGAUGUUUGUGCCAAAACCUGGCCGCACCGCAAGGUUAGCUCGGACGAUGGAGACAGUUUUGUCGAUCUUGCCACACUUGUCUCAGCAGCAAAAUCGUUCCGAGAGUCUUUCCCUCCUGAACUAUCCCAUAACUUCAUCGCAGCGAUCGAAGAGGACAUUUCUACCACACCCCAGUAUGUCGUUCCCACACGCAUCAAUGACAUCUGCGAUAAUAUUGGUCUUAGCGAGGGAGUUUCAGACGACAUUUUCAACCAGCUAGAGACGAAUCUCGAGUCAUUAGGUGGAUGCACGGGCGUUAACAAUGAGCUCUUCCUUGCACUACUCGAAUUAUUGCCAAACAAAACAAAAACAGUGAAGAGUGCUUUACGAAAUACUCUCUUCGGCAGUUUACUCCUAUCGAAGGGAAUCGCGGACCAAUUUGAGGCUAUACAGGAGCUUCUCCUAGACCUUGUUGCACUGGCACUCUUUGUCGAGGGGGAGUUUAAUCAAGAGGACACAAAGAUACCAUCAUUUGAUGCUUCAGAGCUUUUUGAGCAUAUUACUUCUAUGCUCAAAACCUGUCAGAGAAAUCUGUGGCUCUCGAAACACUCCCGUCGCGUUCCGUUAGAGUUUCCUGGCUCAGCAGGUCAACCAAAUACUACUCGCCGAAAUUCAGAGGUCCAUACCCAGCAGACCAGAGUUGUAAGCAUCCUUGAGGACACGCUCGGUAAGGCAGUUCGACCACAGCCUGCAGUUGAGAGGCCGCAGUUAUUCUUGAUCACAGAUCAAUUGGCAGAAAUUCAAUGUUGGGCUUCAGGAGAAGACAGCAUCCCCGCGGAAAAUGGCGCCGUCUAUCUUCAGUGCGAUCUACUCAAGCAAGAAGAGUUCGAUCUUGCAAGCGAUUUUCUACGCUUUCAGCCGUCAACAUCUUGGUCCAGCUACGUCAAGGGCCGUCUAGGUGUCGGUAUUGGCCAGUACGACAUGGCUGCAGAAUAUUUCCGCAAAGCAUCGUAUGGCUUAGCACAUGGGAAGGCUGUUGGGAAUCUUGUGGAGCUUUCAGCGGGUUUACUCUCCGUCAUAGAGGCAGGGUCAUUCUACAACGGACUUCCUCUCUACCUACAUCAUGUCACUACAAUAUUCGAGGCAUCUAAGGCAUACAACGAAGCAAGCCGAUUUGCACACCUCACAUUGGAAGCCCUUGAAGCAGGACGAGAGGCACCAAGGUUGAAUUUUCGCACGGAGGUGCUCUCAAGAUUGUUCAACUCGGAACUCAAAUUAUCAAGAUAUCAAAAUGCCUACGAUGCAUUGGUGCAACUAUCUGACCGUGCAUUGCAGCGGUCUUCAGUAUCAGCAUUGGUCAAUGCUGUACUGAACUCCCAAUCAUCCAUAAGCGGCUCGAAAAGUGCUGUCCUGCUUCUACAGUCCCUACCGUGGGCAAUGCAUCCUCAUCUGGCUCACCAACUUGACCAACACCUUAUCUCGCUAGCUAAGAAUCAGACAACUGCCGGUUCUCGAAAUCCAGGGUGGUCGUCCGCAGCUAGCGCCAUUGAUUAUCUGGACAUUGUUCAUGCCAUAAGAGUGUCACACAAAGACUACCGCGGUGCAGUCACCAUUCUCUUUGAUCGAUUGCGACUCGUCCAACGAUCAGCUCGUGCUCGUCAUGAUCCCCAGGCCACUGCGCUUCGACAGGUUCUGCUUGCGCUAAUCAACGCAAUGGCCUGCGUUGCGCCCGAGGAGGCUUACAUUCUGGUCGAUGAAGACACGAAGCCACAAACCAAAUAUGGGCACAAUGAUGGCAACGACACUACAAUGACUGGAGCUGAUGACCAUAAUGACGAGGAAGGUCGACCCAAGAAGAGACGACGUAUCAUUGUCACACUGGAGGACCUGCGCAAAGAAUACCAGCAGGUGCUGGACAAGUGUAGCCGUAUUGAGCGUGGCGAUUUCGACUUCGAUGUCGACGGUGAUAGCGAUGAAGAUGGUGAGGACACCUUGCAGGUGGAUCAAUCUCGGCUUAAUCUCUCGUCGCGAAACGGGGAUACGAUGGUUUUCUGA
Exophiala bonariae is the source of this 3783-nucleotide messenger RNA. RefSeq lists its product as uncharacterized. Gene Ontology annotation, cellular component: nuclear pore. The record is from RefSeq and is a predicted model, not a curated record. NCBI's taxonomy places the organism in Eukaryota, Fungi, Ascomycota, Eurotiomycetes, Chaetothyriales, Herpotrichiellaceae. Gene Ontology annotation, molecular function: structural constituent of nuclear pore. The coding region runs from base 1 to 3783 and encodes 1260 amino acids. The transcript has a single exon.